AUGGAGGAAGGAAAAGAAAUGGCAGCACGUUGCUCAAGUCAUGCGAUUGAAGAAAAACUGGAUAUUGACAUGAGCCACGUUUCAGACUUUCCUCUUCUGACUGAUGAAAAGUUUGAUUUUGACCUUUCACUCUCUCCAGGAAGUGGAAAUGAAGAUGAAGUUUUUGUUGGACCUUUGAGACACAAAGAAAAAUGUAUUGCUGUCAAUAUUGAAGCAAAACAACAGACUGAAAAAAAGAGCGCACUUGCUUCUGAUGAUAAACUCCUGUGGAGCCCACUUACAGGAGAGAAAUUUGUGGAAAUUUUCAAAGAAGCUCAUUUGUUAGCACUGCAAAUAGAGACUGGAAACAAGAGUGAACAGACUAAGAUAAGCCAAUCAGAAGAACGGGAAAACAAGAUUAUAGAAAAAUUUGUGGAAGACUCAAAGUCAAAAUUGAAAAUACUGAGAAACCAAAAUAUAGACAAGAGUCCCAGGGUCGUUAAAAGGGAGACAUACUGUGUGUGGGAUAGCCCAGCAUGUCAGCUGCCACCUUGUUUUCAGAAGGAAUCAGAUAAGCUUUUGUCAGAUGAUGAAACACAUGGUUUUCAUACUCCUCCAAACAGAAGCCCUGUUAAAAUUCGUGUAUCUCCUACAAAAAUUGCCAGUUCUCCUCUGACACAAGAACAGAACACUGAAGAAAGAAAUACGAAGACAACUGGCAAACUGCCAAUGGCAAAACCUUCAUCCACUGUUGGAAAAAGUGAAUUGUUGACUAUUGAAAAGCCUAAACCAGGAAAACAUACCAGUAUUUCUACAAAAAGAGACUUGAACAGCAUGGGAUCAUCUGAAGAUACUUCUGAUAAAUCUAGUGCUGCUUCAGAUGUCUUUGAGUCUUCGUUCAGUGGCAGUUCCUCAGUGCAAGAUAAAAAAGCCCUUCCUGCACCAAGUAAGCCUGGCUUAAAGAAGAUAACACAUCUGAAACUUCCUGGUGUUGCCAGUGGUGUCACAAGAAAGACUACUUCAUCUUCUUCAUCAUCAAUUUCCAGCAUGAACUCAAGUCUGAACUCAAGUUUACCCAUUUCUCCCAUAGGAAAAAAUGGAAAAUCAAGCAUGUCUUCAAAAGCUAGUGUGAGCGGCUCUAAGCUUUCAUCUAGUACAAGCAGGCUGGCCUUUGUCAGACCUACUAGCGUAGGUCUGACCUCAUCUCUGCAGGCUGCCAAUGCUGAGAAAUCAAGGAAGCAAGCAAGAUCAGCUAGUACUCCCAAAAUACCUAGUGUUGUAAGCCUGGCUAAGUCUUUGGCUUCUGCAACAUCAUCUGAGGCUGUAGGCAGUGGAAUUCAGAGGCUGAGCUCUGUUCCCAAUCUGCAGAAGCUAUGUCAGCAGAAUAAAGAUGGAAGUGCAACAAGAGGAAACCCGUGUCCAAAGCCCAGGGCUAGAGUUUUGUCUGUUCCUACAAGUCAAACUAAGGUUCCAGUGAAGACUGGAGAUACACCACUAAACAAAUCGGCACCAAAAGCAACACCAUCUCUUGGAUUAACAUUUUAUGGCACACCUAGAAGUGCCAUGGCAGUCAGCACUCCUGUGAAAGCCUCAGAAGGUGGGAUCUUUCAGAAUUCUUGUUUUCCUGAAAGGUCCAUCUCCAUGACUCCUGCCAGUCUGAAACGGUCUGGCUUACCUACACCUGUUCGUCGUAUAUCAGGACUUCCAGUAGCAACUCCUAAAACUGCACCAAGAAUGGCAUUUUCUCCAUGUGCUGCAUCUUUUUGCCAAAGUUCCAGCUUUUCUACCAAAAAGACUCUUACAGCUGGUUCUAAACAGACAAAAGAGACUAAGACACAGAUAUCUUCUUCAGAAGAUGAUAUAUCUCCUCCACCUGUGCUACCUCUUGCACUUAACUUCUCACCAGAAAAAACUGCUACAGAAGUAAUAGAAAAUGAAUUAAGAGAUGCUGAAGUACAGAGUCAGCUGGCUGAAGAGAAACAAACAGAGGCCUUACUGGUAGAUAUUGGAGAAGACAAAUCUCUUCUACACGCUUUGGAAUGUGAAAGUAGACCUCUGAUUGACCUUUCCAAUACUCCCGAAGUGAAUAAGAUUAUUCCUCUAAAGCCUACCUUCUCAGGGCAGGUAAAGCUAAUUGAUUUGAGUUCGCCUCUUAUCACUCUGAGUCCUGAUAUAAACAAAGAAAAUCUGGAUUCCCCUCUACUCAAAUUCUGA
This is a messenger RNA of Balearica regulorum gibbericeps (East African grey crowned-crane), 2193 nucleotides long. Lineage: Eukaryota; Metazoa; Chordata; Aves; Gruiformes; Gruidae. The record is from RefSeq and is a predicted model, not a curated record.